Messenger RNA from Medioppia subpectinata, 2562 nucleotides. NCBI's taxonomy places the organism in Eukaryota, Metazoa, Arthropoda, Arachnida, Sarcoptiformes, Oppiidae. The record is from the annotation of a GenBank genome assembly.
CAGGUAUUGCAAAGAUCGUGGGAAGUGGUGGACGGCGUAAAUGUCUCACUCAGACUGUGGGACACAUUUGGAGAUCACGACAAAGAUAGACGGUUUGCUUACGGCAGAUCGGAUGUGGUGUUGUUGUGUUUCUCAGUUGCAAAUCCAAUAUCAUUACGUAAUUGUAAAGUGAUUUGGUAUCCGGAAAUCCGGCGUUUCUGUCCGAAUACGCCUAUAGUUCUGGUCGGAUGUAAAAACGAUUUACGAUAUAUGUAUAGAGACGAAAAAUUUCUCACAUUAUGUCGUGAAAGGAGUCCAUUCUUCAGACCUCUUAAAGAGACUGAUAUUCUGACUCCAGAACAGGGAAGACUUGUUGCGAAAGACAUAGACUGUCCCUAUUAUGAGACGAGUGUUUUCACACAUUUCGGCGUCAAUGAAGUGUUUGAAAAUGUCAUUAGAAUGGCUUUGAUUGCCAGAAGACAGCAGAGGUUUUGGAUGACAAACUUGAAGCACGUCCAGCGGUCGCUACUUCAAGAGCCAUUCUGUCCGCCCCAACCACUCGCGCCUAAAGCUACACUUCCGGUGUCACAAUUUGAGCAACACUUGUCAUCACUACUUCAAUACCAGGCCUAUACCGAUCUGAUUCUGUCGAUCGGAAAGUCUGGUAUCUGUGCCCAUAAGGUUGUAUUAUCUGCGGCUUCGAAAGAAUUCUAUAAACUGUUAACAAUGGAUAUCACCGCUGGAACCGAAUAUAACAAUGGUAUUGGUUAUUGGGGCCGAAGUGCCAGUGACUCGAGUAUUACGAGCUCUACUGACGCUUCAGUCGGUAACUUCAACACCGAUACGGAACAGUUGCUGAGCACUUCACCCGCGGGUGUGGUGGACAGCGGUCACACGAAUAAGCUAUAUAUGUUCCGAUGCACUCAGGGCUCAUCGUCGCCCUCUGGAAGCGACUCUCCGGCCACUCAUUCGAAUGCCAUGAAAAAGAGGUCCAAUUUUCACAAUCAAACAGAUCUGAAUUCAUUCAGAACUGGUGUCCAUAAGAGUCUAAAUCAUCCGCUGUUCCAAUCGAUUAGUGUAGAGCUCGGAGAGAGUGUUAUCGACUACAGCGGAAGACUCGCGCCAAACGUCCAAACAGUUGUCUCAAUGACUAAUGCCAUCACUUUGGGUGCUCUUCAAAGUUAUGUUCGUUUCAUAUAUUCAGCAAAACUUAAUCUCGAGAACGAGACCCCAGUCUCAGAACUCUAUGACAUCGCAGAGCUCUUAGGGCUUCAAGAGUUGCAAAUAGUUCUCAGAAACUUAGACGAACUCAAAGAGUCAGACGUUUACUUCAAUCAAUCAUUUCUCAAUGAUUUCAAUCACAAAUUUAAGAGAAAUCUUAAGAUUAUAUGUUUGGACGACGGAUUGUUUGCAGAUGUUGUGUUUAAGUUAGACGACGGAACGUGUUGUGGACACAAAGCUAUACUUAUGUGUAGAUGUGAUGUAAUGGACGCGAUGUUUAGGGGAGACUUUAGAGAAAGUUCAGCCAAAGUGAUCCCAUUCCCGGGCGUUAAUAAGGAGACAUUUCGGCAAAUGUUGUACUAUAUAUACACCGAUGGUUUGGACGCGACUAUAACUCAUUCCAAUUGCUUACCAGUGCUUGAAUUGGCCAAUAGGUUAUGUUUGUCACGUUUGGUAGCAUUAAUUGAGAGUCACGUCAUAAGCGAAUUGACGCGAAUGUGUGACAACGGGAAUGAUAUCACAGAAUCGGUGCUCAGACUGUUAGAGCCCUCGCAGAUACACAACGCGGACCAGUUGUCUGAGUACUGUCUCCACCAAAUAGCCAUCCAUUACAACGAGAUUUGUCACAAAAAUACAAAACUGUUGCGUAAUCUUCACCCCGAAAACCAGGCGUAUCUGAAUCGGAACCGAUGGCCACCGGUUUGGUAUCUCAAGGAAUUUGAUUUCUUUGAGCGCUGUGUGCGUGAGAGGCAGUGGCAGGAAAAGCCUAAGGGCUUGAAAAGACAUCGACUCAAUAGCGGCUGUCUUUGCUUUUCGGGCAAAAACCGUCGAAACGAUUCCCGAAAUAACACAAAACAAGACAUGACUUGAUUUUAUUUAUUAUUUAUAUAAUACUAUAACCCUUCGGACCAAUGGCUGAAAUAAGGCUUAAUUAAUAUUUUUUAGUGUAUUUAUGAUUUUAUAUGAAUGUCGUCUUUCAUUCAAUUCAGAUCCGCUUUCGAUGUCCGACAAUAUAUAUAAUGUCAUCUCAUUUAGUCAUUACUAAUCAUUGGUUUUCAUCAAUGUAUUCAUAUUGUGAUAUAAACUCUAGAGUUUGUACUGAAUGUUAAGUUAAUGUUUGCUAAUUUGUUAAACCUUUUGCUCAAAUGGUUUCACUCUUUUCAAUCCCUUCUCGUUAUUCAUUUUCAUUGAUUUUAUUUAUUAAAUUUCGCUUAUUUUAUGAUGAAUUGAAUGAACAUAUGCUAGAAAUAAGUUUAGGUUUGUAAUCAUAAUUGUAAAACCCAUAUAACUAUCAAAUAAAACAAUAUUUUUAAGCCAUUUUAUAUAUAACAGCAAAACCCGAAGUAUUUCUAUUGUGACCAA